This is a messenger RNA of Urocitellus parryii (Arctic ground squirrel), 1179 nucleotides long. RefSeq names its product motile sperm domain containing 3 (gene Mospd3). Lineage: Eukaryota; Metazoa; Chordata; Mammalia; Rodentia; Sciuridae. Gene Ontology annotation, cellular component: cytoplasm. The record is from RefSeq and is a predicted model, not a curated record.
CAUAGCACGAGCGGCUGUUCGGAGACGGAAGCUCGACGGGCACUGCCGAGGUCGGGGAGGGAUCGUAGAUACAGGUGUCCCGGAGAGCCGGAGGCGUAAAGGGUAGUUCCAGAUGUGGCCGCUGUGGCGGGCGGAGUCUGGCCAGAGAGACUGGGCGGGAGCCCUGAAGAGCCCGGAAGAGGCGGGGUCUGAAGCGGGGCAGGGAUAGGAGAUCGCGACCCGGGCCCGAAGAGAAGGACCGGAUUGGGAGCCACGAGGGGCAGGGUUUGGCGAGCCACAGACUCCAGGCCCUGCCCCCUGAGCUCUGCCCUCGGAUGUCCGACCGCCAAGAGCCUGCAUGCGCCGUGGGGCGCCCCAGGACCAGGAGCUGGUGGGUCCGGGGGCCCCUGGGCGGGGGUCCCGGGGCGCCCCUCCUCCCUCAGGAUCCGUUGUCCCGGUCCUCGUCUUUCCCCCGGAUCUAGUAUUCAGAGCGGACCAAAGGAGUGGACCCCGGCAGCUGCUGACCCUCUAUAACCCCACGGGAACCGCGCUUCGCUUCCGAGUCCUGUGUACAGCACCUGCCAAAUACACGGUUUUUGAUGCAGAAGGAUAUGUGAAGCCUCAGUCCUGCAUUGACAUUGUGAUUCGCCAUGUGGCCCCCAUUCCCAGCCACUAUGACAUCCAGGACCGCUUCCGAAUUGAGCUUUCUGAGGAAGGGACCCAGGGCAGAGUGGUGGGACGCAAAGACAUCACCUCAGUUCUGCGGGCCCCAGCCUAUCCCCUUGAACUUCAGGGACCGCCCCAGCCAACACCCAACCCAGAGCCUCCUGCUUGGACAGCACCACCCAUGACAAGACACUUGCAGGAGAACCCCCGCCAGCAACUGGCUACCAGCUCCUUCCUCCUCUUUUUGAUGACGGGCAUUGUCUCUGUGGCCUUCCUGCUGCUCCCACUCCAGGAUGAACUUGGCAGCCAACUGCCACAAGUCCUGCACGUCUCCCUGGGACAAAAGUUGGUGGCAGCCUAUGUCUUAGGCCUCCUCACCAUGGUGUUCCUCCGGACCUGAGCUCCCUGCUCAACCCCACCCUACCGUCACCUCCCCAGGCAGGGACCUGAGGCAGCCACUGUGAUGCACGUACUUUGCCUCAAUCCUCUUCUUCCCAUCUGUUCCCUAACCCCACCAAGAAAAAUAUCCAGGGA